This is a messenger RNA of Rotaria sordida, 531 nucleotides long. The record is from the annotation of a GenBank genome assembly. Lineage: Eukaryota; Metazoa; Rotifera; Eurotatoria; Philodinida; Philodinidae.
AUGUCUGCAAUGCAGAAAGAUCUUAUCUGUAAAGGAUUUGAAAUACAACAAAGAAUACAACAACAUAAUGAUAAUGAAGAAAAAAGAACAUCAUCACCAACUUUAAAAGGUCAUCCGACAAAUCACAGUCAACUUAAUGAUGAUCCAUAUACAGAUGAAUAUCAGGAUGAUGACAUGCAAUUUCAACAAAUAAGUUAUAACAGGCAAAGAAAAAAACCAAUUAAUAAGGACAAGGACCAACGAAUUCAUGCACGAAUGGUAAUUAAUUCAAAUAUUAACAAUAAUAGGAACUCACAAGUAACAACAACUAAUAAUAAUAUUAUUAAAGAUAACUCAUUUCGUAUAUCUAAACAUGCAUUAGAUUAUGCAUCUGAUUAUUAUCAUCAUCAACUGAUUAAAAUUGAAUGUGAUCCAAAAUUAAAAGAUCAACGUGAAGGAUCAAAAUUUAUUCAAGCAUUCAUUAAUUAUAUUAAAAUUGAUUUUUUCAAUCAAAAUGUAUCGUAUAAUAAACCGUUAUUGUUUGAUCUGUAG